Messenger RNA from Aplysia californica (California sea hare), 761 nucleotides. Its product is annotated as vicilin-like seed storage protein At2g18540. The record is from RefSeq and is a predicted model, not a curated record. Lineage: Eukaryota; Metazoa; Mollusca; Gastropoda; Aplysiida; Aplysiidae.
UAUUUCGAGCGACUGGCAGCCAGAAUCUCAGAGCAGCGCGACCGUGCCGAGGCGGAGAGAAUGAAAGAGCUGAGGAACAAGCUGGAACAAGAAAAAGAGGAAGCCCUUCAGAACCAGUGGGAGGAGUGUGAGCGGCUAAAGGAGAUCGCCAUAGAGGAGGCGUGCGCCGCGCUACACAAGAGGCUGAGGAACGAGUUCGCUGUGGAGAGAGAGCAGGCGGUAGCUGAAGCUUUGAAGAAGGCCAGGGAAGCGUUCAAGAAGCGAGAGCAGGAGGUAAUAGAGAGAACCCGGAGAGAGUGUGAGGAGAAGGCACGGCAGGAGGCAGAGAGAGUUGCUGCCCUUCACAAAGCGGAAGUGGAUGGCUUGAAUCUGAGAUACGACAUUCUUGAUCGAAAAUACCGUAAAGAGCUCGCUCACAAGGAGAGACUGGAGCGGGAUUUUAGGGGUUUACAAGACGACUACAAACGGUUCAUGGACUACACAGACGGCCGCUUCCACUCGGACUACCUGAUGAGGCUGAGACACCUGGGCAUGAGGCUGGCAGAGAAACAGAUCUCCACAGUCACGUAUGAGGACAUCGAGCCGCUCACCACGCUGCCUCACAUAUGUACAACAACAGCCGGGCACAGUUACACCAAAGAGGCUAUACAGUACACAGAGUUUCUGUGUUCCAAGAAUCACUGUCAACAGCAUUACUACUGUAACAACGACCAAUCUCCACAGCUUAUUUGAAAUAAAUGUCAAUGAUUAUAUUAAGGAAA